This is a messenger RNA of Durusdinium trenchii, 1236 nucleotides long. Lineage: Eukaryota; Dinophyceae; Suessiales; Symbiodiniaceae. The record is from the annotation of a GenBank genome assembly.
AUGACCUCCGCCAGCAUCUCCCACGUGCCGCUGCAGAACUUCCGCUGCCGCGGCUCGUGCUGCGCGCGCGUCGCCAAGGAUCAGAUCGUCUCCAAAGGCUUUCUUUGUGGACACAAGGUGGAGUUGCAGGACGACUGUGACCGGACGGCGCUCCAACUCUUAGCCACGCAGGAGCCACGAGCUCUCAGUACCGUCAAUGCGAAUGCGCCACCGGAAUUUGCUCCUGCUUGCGACAUGGCGGCGCUGCAAAAUGUGACAUUGAUCAUCCACUGCACUCAGCAAGAGCUUUGCUACGAGAGGCGUUUGUUGCUACAGGAAUACUUCCUCUAUUUCAGACAAGUGAUCUUUCUAAUGAAAAAAGGCCUUCCAUGGACUUUGGCGCGCACUUGUGCUGGUGAAGCCUACCAAUGUGUAGCGGAAGAGAUCGAAUCAAGCUCAUUCGUGAACUCCAGGGGAAUGCUCUUCUUGCACUUUGAUGUAGCGAUGUCUCCUUGCGAGAUGUCAAGGCGUUUUCAGGUAGAGAGGGUCGGCACCUAUGAGGAACUGGCAAAUACCACUUCCGCAAAGCUGGAUGAAUGCAAUAGCAAGAAGCUGAAUUGCCGGUGGCGGUACUGGGAUGCUGAAAACAAGACCAAGACACAGAUCUUCAACGCCCUUGCAAGUUUGGAACGGAUGCGCCUGGAGGGCGCCGGCGGGGCAUUGCAAAGCCUGAGGAAUGGCACCAUCUUUCAGGUCUUCAGUGGACUCUUCUACCUUCCGAAGAAGGCGUUCCAGCUCUUCAAAGCUGCGGCACAGAUCUUCAAAGAAUGGGAUCUACCCACUGAGAUUGCCGUGCCUAUGCUGCUGGCUUUGGCGGCCCAAGGGGAGCUUCAAAAUCUGGGCUGUGCACAGAAAGUGGGUGAGCGUGAGCUCCAUGCCAAGGGCUUUGUUUGCGGGCGUGGUAUUGAACGGAAUGUUCCUGCAAUGAAUACUCUGAAAGAACUGCUUUGCGCACCUUCGAAGUACCUCCGACCGCAGCUCCUAGCGAAGGGCAAGGUGCCGCCCAGGUCUGGCGCGAAGACGUCGACGCCGUCGCUGCGGGCGAAGGUGGUGUGGCAGAUGGUGCAGCCGGAGGACCUGGCGAGGAUCUUAUAUCGGCAAAGCGCUUGGAUUGCGGUGUUCUUGGUGUUUGUUCCCCCUCUCCUGUGGAUUUGCAUGCGAUUUCUACGACUCCGGCGCUGCAGUGGGCGAGCAUGA